Molecule: messenger RNA, 243 nt
Organism: Penicillium macrosclerotiorum
Lineage: Eukaryota; Fungi; Ascomycota; Eurotiomycetes; Eurotiales; Aspergillaceae
Product: U4/U6-U5 snRNP complex subunit LSM6
Exons: 3
Coding region: 1-243 (80 amino acids)
Biological process (GO): maturation of SSU-rRNA; mRNA splicing, via spliceosome
Cellular component (GO): nucleolus; sno(s)RNA-containing ribonucleoprotein complex; U6 snRNP
Molecular function (GO): RNA binding
Source: RefSeq, a predicted model, not a curated record
AUGGAGAACGGUUCGUCCUCGGAGGGCAAGGACCCCUCGGCUUUCCUCAGCGAGAUCAUCGGUGCCCCGGUGAUUGUCAAGCUCAAUUCAGGCGUAGUUUAUAAGGGCGAACUGCAAUCUGUGGAUGGCUAUAUGAACAUCGCCCUUGAAAAGACCGAGGAAUUCGUGAAUGGCAAGCAUCGCCGCAGCUAUGGAGACGCCUUUGUACGAGGCAACAACGUUCUUUACAUCUCUGCGAGUUGA